AUGGACAGCAAGCACGCAGUCUACCGUCACUUCAAGGUGCCGGCCAAUAGUGUUGGCGAGAACGGCACCAAGGUGUGUGCCUACUGCAACUUCACGUUUGUUGGCGGGGUUCACCGUUGCGCACACCAUAUCACCAGCUGGAACGGCAUGCGCCGUUGCGAAGUGCAUCUCUGCACUGCAGCGCCGAAGACUGCACGUGACACCGUGAAGGCGCUUUACGAGUCCAAGUUGAAGGCCCGUGAAGCGAAGUUGCGGCGGCCGGCGCAGUCAACGGCAGAGUGUCGCCAGCGCAUUGAGGCGGUGCUCACUCCUAUCUCAGCAAGCUGGCGCCGUGACAGUGUCACCGUGGCAAGCGACAUGUUCUUCGACAAGGCCGGCUGCCCGCAAGCCAACGUGCUCCUCAUCAACGAUAGCGGAGCCGUGUUCGUGGAGCCGAUCGACACGAAGAUGGAGAUGAAGACCGGGGGCUACAUCGCGGGCAUCUUGCGGCCCAUCAUCGAAAAGGUCGGCCCCGAGAAUGUCGUCGCCUUGUGUUUUGACGGUGGCUCCAACUACGCAGCGGCAUGCAGGGUGUUGAUGCGCGAGUAUCCCCACAUUGAACACAUCCCUUGCGCGACCCAUGUCCUCGAUCUCCUGAUGGAGGACAUCGGGAAAAAGGGAUGGGCGAAGGACAUCGUCACGCGCGGGGACACCUUCAUCUCGUUCGUCCGCAACCAUCACUUCACCCGGGGAUACAUGCGGAGUCCGCUCGUGAACGGCGGCAAGGGGAAACAGGUUCUCAAGCCCGCGGGAACCCGAUUCGGCACCAACUACAUCGCCAUCAAUCGCCUCCGUGAAGUGCGCGCCGGCCUGACGCAGAUGGUCCUCAGCGAUGAGUGGGCCGAGUGGACUGCGGCUGUAGACACGGCUAGGGCAGACACAUUCAAAGACAACAUCCUCGAUGCCGCGUGGUGGACGCGCGCCGAGUUCUUCACUAAGCUGAUGAGGCUGCCAUUCGUCGUCAUGCGCAAGACUGACUGGGAUUCGAAGGGCAUGAUGGGUCGUCUCUACGACCUCAUGCUCCAGCUCACCGAGGACAUCCGCGACUUCCUCGACAAGCAUGCGGAAGGGGUCCUGACAAGCGACGAGGUGGGGGAUAUUCGGGAGAUCGUGCAAGACCGCUGGGACAACGGGCUAGCGUGCAACUUGCACGUGAUUGGCCGCAUCCUCUACCCCACCAACCAGGAAGAGUGCAUUUUCCGCACCGACCUGGAGUGCACGAGGGUCUUCAAGCAGUACGUCUCCAAGCACCAUGGUGACAAGACGGUCACCAGGAAGGACGGGGUCGAGCGCCGCGCCUCUCUCGUCAUCCAGGAAGGCCUCAAUGCCUUCCUGAACCUCCAAGGCAGCUUCGGCAUGCCCGACGCUAUUGCCAACCGCCAGGCAGUGAAGGAGGGCAAGAUGACGGCGGUGGACUGGUGGACAUGGCACGGGACCGAUCAUCCUGAGCUCACCACCAUGGCUUGCCGCGCCAUCACGCAGCCGGUGUCUGCGUCUCCAUAUGAGCGAAACUGGGCGAAGUUUGAUGCAGUGCAUACGGUAAGGAGGAACCGCCUCGGCGCGGUGAAGCUUCGUGACCUGGUGUAUGUGACGCACAAUUGGCAGGUGGUGCACAACUGGCACAAGGCCCCUGAAGGGCUGGGGGUGGUGAAGGGAAACAUCAAGGACUCCCCCACUCCGGCUGGCUAUAACGUAUGGAGUGACGCGGAGGUACGGAGUGACGCGGAGGUAUGGAGUGACGCGGAGGUACGGAGUGACGCGGAGGUAUGGAGUGACGCGGAGGUAUGGAGUGACGCGGAGGUACGGAGUGACGCGGAGGUAUGGAAUGACGCGGAGGUAUGGAGUGACGCGGAGGUAUGGAGUGACGCGGAGGUAUGGAUUGACGCGGAGGUAUGGAGUGACGCGGAGGUAUGGAGUGACGCGGAGUUAUGGAGUGACGCGGAGGUAUGGAGUGACGCGGAGGUAUGGAGUGACGCGGAGGUAUGGAGUGACGUGGAGGGGGGGGGAGGGCGGGGCAGGGCAGGGGACAUGUGGCGACAUGCAGGGGAAGAGGCAGGCACGGCGAGCAUGGCAACAAUCGCGGGUCACGGGUGGCAGCACGCUGAAGAGCUGCGCGUGGUGAAGCUGCGCAUGGCGAAGCGCGGGUCUCGCUGUUGUCCCUCUGCCGCCAUCGCUGAGCUAAGAAACGAGACUGCACGCAAUGCGAGUCGCAUGUUUGCGAGUCGCAGCGAGGAGCAAGGCAGCGCCACGACAUGGGCGGGUGGAUAA
This is a messenger RNA of Closterium sp. NIES-65, 2307 nucleotides long. The record is from the annotation of a GenBank genome assembly. NCBI's taxonomy places the organism in Eukaryota, Viridiplantae, Streptophyta, Zygnematophyceae, Desmidiales, Closteriaceae.